This is a messenger RNA of Entrophospora sp. SA101, 3383 nucleotides long. The record is from the annotation of a GenBank genome assembly. Lineage: Eukaryota; Fungi; Glomeromycota; Glomeromycetes; Entrophosporales; Entrophosporaceae.
CAAGAGAAGCUGCUGAAAAAGCCGCACGUGAAAAAGCGGAGGGUUAUGGCUCAGAAAAUUAUGGUAAAAAACCAAUGAAUCAAUCACAAGAGAGGACCAGUGUUAAAAGAACUUUGAUAUCUGAUAUUAAUGCUAGUCGUACUGGUGAAACAGUAAACAUUCGAGCUAGAGUACAAACCUCAAGACCAACCAGUUCAAAACUUGCAUUCUUUGUUUUUAGGCAACAAAAUGCUACAAUUCAAGGUGUUUUAACUGUCGAUGAAAAAGAUGGGAUUCAUGAAAAAUGCAUAGUCGUUAUUGAAGGUAUUGUUAGGAAGCCAAGUGAAGAAAUUAAAAGUACUACUGUAUCUGAUGCAGAAUUACAUAUCAAGAAAACAAUAACAAAUAAUGCAAUUUUCCGAAUUCAAUCUGGAGUUUGUCAAUUAUUUCGUGAUUUUCUUUUAUCAAAGAAUUUUAUCGAGAUUCAUACACCAAAAAUAAUUAGUGCGGCUAGUGAAGGUGGUGCAAAUUUAUUCACAGUGAAAUAUUUCAAAGCAUACCUUGCACAAUCACCACAAUUAUAUAAGCAAAUGUGUAUAUGUUCAGAUUUUGAGAGGGUAUUCGAGAUAGCACCUGUUUUCCGAGCAGAGAAUGCAAACACUCAUCGACAUAUGACAGAAUUUGUUGGACUUGAUUUAGAGAUGGCUUUUGAAGAACAUUAUCAUGAAGUACUUGAUAUCCUAGAUGAAUUAUUUGUCUAUAUUUUUGAUGGAUUGAAAACACGAUAUAAAUCGGAAAUCGAAGCCAUUAAAAAACAGUUUCCUUCGACUGAUUUUGAAUAUAAUUCACAGAAAAGCUUAAGAUUGGAAUAUAAAGAUAUUGUUAGUUUGUUAAGAGAAAAUGGGAUUGAAAUAGAAAAACUUCUUGGUAAAUUGAUCAAAGAAAAGUAUAAAACAGAUUUUUACAUAGUUGACAAAUUUCCAUUGGAAGUUCGUCCAUUUUACACAAUGCCAGAUCCUAACGACAAGCUCUAUUCAAAUUCAUACGAUUUUUUUAUGCGUGGACAAGAAAUCCUUUCAGGAUCACAACGUAUUCACGAUCAUAUAUUUUUGGAGGAGCGUGCUAAAGAACAUGGCAUUAAUCUUGCUACAAUACAAUCAUACAUUGAUUCGUUUAAAAGGGCAGCUCCGCCUCAUGCAGGUGGUGGUAUAGGAUUAGAACGUGUCGUUAUGUUAUAUUUGAAUUUAGAUGAUAUAAGAAGAAGUUCAUUGUUCCCUCGUGAUCCAAAACAGUGUCAAUAUUAUGAUAAAGAAGAUGGUAAUUACUUGGAUGAGAAAAGUUUGGUUUAUAUUCCAGACCAAUUAACAUUAGAUGAAAUCGAAGACUCGCUAUUCGACAUCAAGGUAGCUCAAGGUCAAGCAUAUUUAGCUUCAUUAAUAAAUAAUACUGCAAUUCCAACAUGCGUUGAGGCAUUUACAAGAUUGGCUUGUUCGAUUAAAUUUCCAAAAUGUAAUGAUACAGCAAGCACAACACAGCAAAAUUGUUCUGGAAUCAUAAGCAACGAACCACCUUUGAAUGUUGUUUAUCCAACAGAUACAACUUCCUCCGCAUCAUUAUCAUCAUGUAACAAUCAAGCACCACUACUUGGCAAUAAUCAAUUAAUAUUAAAACCGAGAUGUUUUCCACCGGCAAUAAUCGAUGAAUAUUAUCUUGCAACCAAUACCCCAACACAUGAAAAAUUCUGUGUAGGUGGAUGUUGUGUUAAAUGUCCUCAAACAUAUUCGGUAUAUCCAGAUGGCUGGCUAGAAAAAGGAUUCGCGGUGACGCAAAGUUUCCGAGUAGUAUCAGCUGUAUUGGCACUUAUUAUGUCGAUUUCGUAUAUUUUAUUACCUGGAAAAAGAACACAUCCUGGUUUAUUGAUUUUGUUCACUUCAAUUGCAAUAUUUAUAUUUUCUUCUUUGGUAUUUUUUUCGAUUGGUGAUCCUAAAAAGAUUCAAUGUGUAAAUGAUAUCGAUCCAAGUACUCAAAGCAAUAAUAUUUUAUGUGCCAUUCAAGGUGCAUUAAUAAUAUUUGCAUCGUUUGCAACAACAAUGUGGGUCGGAAUAAUUAUAGUAAAUCUUCAUAUUCACACCGUAUGGAGUUCAAAUUGUGUUGGGAAAAGAUAUAUUAUUUUACAUUUACUUGGCUGGGGCAUUCCGGCAUUUUUCACCGUGAUAGCAUUGGCAACCUCGUCCGUCAAUUAUGAAUUUGCAACUCUUUGCUUCAUUAAAGAGGAAAAUGCUACAGAUCGUCGAGAUGUUUUACAAGCGGUUAAAAUACAAUGGCGUGCAUUACUGCUAUCGAUAAUACUUGUUUUGACCGUAAUAUUCUAUUGGAUAUUUUAUUUUAUAGAGUUGAAUCGUAUAGCAUCAGGGCCUGAUAACAGUGAUUUCAAGGAUAAGUGGAUACAAUGUAUUCAAUCAGGUAAUGGACAGGACAAGUGUUAUUAUGAAGUAUCAUUGGAUAGAAUGCCACCAUAUAGUUUAUUGAUGUUGGUAGAGCUUUUGCCUAGUUUAAUUGGUAUUUGGUUAUUUGUUAUAUUUGCAAAUGGACCUUUAUGGACUGAGUGGAAAAUUUAUUUAAAAGAGAAACUUGGAAAUAAACGGAAAACUGAAAAAAGUUUGGUUUAUAUUCCAGACCAAUUAACAUUAGAUGAAAUCGAAGACUCGCUAUUCGACAUCAAGGUAGCUCAAGGUCAAGCAUAUUUAGCUUCAUUAAUAAAUAAUACUGCAAUUCCAACAUGCCCUUGUAAAUCACUCUGUGAUAAUGUUAUAAAUUUAUGCGGUGUUAUACCGCCAUCUCCUUACAAUCAGGACAACCCUUUACAACGUAUCCUAUCAUCACCUUUAUACCCGAAAGAUUGUUCUGGAAUCAUAAGCAACGAACCACCUUUGAAUGUUGUUUAUCCAACAGAUACAACUUCCUCCGCAUCAUUAUCAUCAUGUAACAAUCAAGCACCACUACUUGGCAAUAAUCAAUUAAUAUUAAAACCGAGAUGUUUUCCACCGGCAAUAAUCGAUGAAUAUUAUCUUGCAACCAAUACCCCAACACAUGAAAAAUUCUGUGUAGGUGGAUGUUGUGUUAAAUGUCCUCAAACAUAUUCGGUAUAUCCAGAUGGCUGGCUAGAAAAAGGAUUCGCGGUGACGCAAAGUUUCCGAGUAGUAUCAGCUGUAUUGGCACUUAUUAUGUCGAUUUCGUAUAUUUUAUUACCUGGAAAAAGAACACAUCCUGGUUUAUUGAUUUUGUUCACUUCAAUUGCAAUAUUUAUAUUUUCUUCUUUGGUAUUUUUUUCGAUUGGUGAUCCUAAAAAGAUUCAAUGUGUAAAUGAUAUCGAUCCAAGUACUCAAAGCAAUGAUACUUCAUAA